CUGUAUCUUUUUUGUUUUUAGAAGCUCAAAAUUAAUACUCAACUUUCUUUAUUAAUUAGAAUUAGCGAAUAAGAAAAUCUGAUUGAUAACAGACCUGGUCCAACUUCAGAUAAAUAUUUGCCUUAAUAUCUCAACAGUCUCACUAAGAUUAUGAACUGUCAAAGUAAAUUAACAACCUUGAAAAGGUUUUAACCUUUAUUACAAUAUUUCUAUCUUCUCACUUAAUUUCCAUUUCAAAACCUCCAUUUUUUUUAAAGCCUACGGAGCAUCUUAUUUAAUACACAUGAGUUCCUCUAAAACCAAGUUUUCUCUUAUUUCUCUCCCUCUCCUCCAUUUUCUAGCCAAGUAAGGAAUUCAGAUUCCAGAACGACCGAUUUCUCUAAAUCUUCAGAUCUUUUCUUGAUAAUCCAAACAAACCCCUUGUCUGAUUUCUUGUUUUGUUCUGUUGAGAAUGAGAGAUAUUGGUUCUUGUUUCAGUGAACAAGUAGUAAGAAUAUCAGAUUCUUCUUGUUCAAAUCCAUUAAACCAAACAUGUCGUCCGCCAAAACUCAUCCCAUCAAUUCAAAAUGUAGUAACUUGUCUUUACAAAACAAAGUUUACAUCAUCCCAGAAACAGGUUAAUAACAUCACAAUCACAAUCAGUUGGUGCAAAACUUUAAUAGAUCAAGGUCUAAGCAUAACAGUUGGUGAUGAUCCAUCUUCUCAUCAUCAAACUUUGAAAAUCAACACAAACUCUAGAAUUUUCAGGAAGAAAAAAGGGAGCAAGUUCUUUGAAGCAGGUGGUUUCAAGAUUGAUGCUUUCUGGGAUCUGUCUACUGCAAGGUAUGAUUCUGGUCCAGAACCAAUAGAUGGUUUUUAUGUUGUGAUUGUAGUGGAUUCAAAAUAUGGUCUAUUAUUAGGAGACAACAUAGAUGAAGAGACCAUUACAAAAAAGUUCAAAGCUAGUAUUUCAUUUACUCAAUUCAGUAUGAUUUCAAGAAAAGAAUGCUUCUCUGGGAACACACAUUAUUCAACAAAGGCUCAAUUUUGUGAUAGUGGUACAGAACAUGACAUAUUGAUUAGAUGUGGUAAUGAAGAUGAAUCCGGUUAUAAAUAUCCAGUUUUAUCUGUAUGUAUUGACAAUAAGAAGGUGAUACGUGUGAAGAAAUUACAAUGGAAUUUCAGAGGGAAUCAGAUUAUCUUUGUUGAUGGUUUAUUAGUUGAUUUGAUGUGGGAUGUUCAUGAUUGGUUUUUUAAACCCACUACUGGUUAUGCUGUGUUUAUGUUCAGAACUAGAAGUGUCUUAGACAGUAGAUUAUGGUUGCAAGAAAAAGUUCCGAAAGAUGAAGUUGAGUUUUCUUUGUCGAUUUAUGCUUGUAAGAAUCAAUAAAAUAAUUCAUCAAUUUAUUUUCUUCCA
This is a messenger RNA of Papaver somniferum (opium poppy), 1396 nucleotides long. RefSeq lists its product as uncharacterized. The record is from RefSeq and is a predicted model, not a curated record. The transcript has a single exon. Bases 452 to 1369 code for a protein of 305 amino acids. Lineage: Eukaryota; Viridiplantae; Streptophyta; Magnoliopsida; Ranunculales; Papaveraceae.